Molecule: messenger RNA, 1236 nt
Organism: Fibroporia radiculosa
Lineage: Eukaryota; Fungi; Basidiomycota; Agaricomycetes; Polyporales; Fibroporiaceae
Exons: 12
Coding region: 1-1236 (411 amino acids)
Source: RefSeq, a predicted model, not a curated record
AUGUACACACAUUUUACAAACAAUGCUUCAUCUUCUAGCGACAUUGAAGAAACACCAGAAUGGCACUCGAGUUUCGAAGCAUUCAAACAAGGGAGAGGAGACAUACUUGAAGCCACGGUGGCGCGACUACGUGACAGUGCCACAACUCAACAUGGCCAGCAUCCCGCCACGGGCGGGAUGGAGAGCCUAUUUGCUAUCGGCGAUGAGCUGCUCAAGCUGCAGUCCAUUAUUAGGGAAAGGGAUCACGCCCAACGUGCCAAUACGAGACGGAUCGCUCUUCUAGAGGACAAAUUAUCGCUUUUGCAGCUGCGUUGUGACCAGGCUGAAGCAUUGAACGCGCAAUUACAGGAAGAACGUGAGGAUGUCGUAUCGCAGCUACGACAUCCUUCAGAUGAAAUGGAGCAUGAGUCUCGCGCGACUUCAGAAUUUGGAGAGGACCAUUAUUCGUCUUCUGACUUGAUUGAUCACCGUACGGAUUUAGAAAUAUGCUACAAAUUGAGGGAAAUGUCAAAGUGGCGUAUAGAUGCCGUUCGUGGGAAUCAUAAACGGCUAAUGCGAUGGCCAGUUAUUGAGGACCGCCCAAAGACCAGACCAUCUCUGAACAUCGCAGGUGACCUGAAGCCCUGGCUGGAAGCUGAAGACCUGACGAGUCUCUGCUGUCCGGGUGACGUCCUUGCUUUCCCAGAACGUUUCAGCUUCAAUGGUGCUCAGCAUGCUAUUCUCGUCGAGCCUCUAUAUGAGUAUAAUCCCCUCGCAAAGAAGGAGCGACUCUGGUCCCGUAGGAUACCAAUCUUUCGCACAUGGUUAGGUCGGACCCGUGAAGUCUUUUAUAGGAAUGGAAUGACCUCUGGUGCCUGGGUAUACUCUGGAACGUACAGGUGCAUGGAGCUUACCGAUCUUGAUCCUCGCCACUGCCGCACGCUGUCGAAGAAUGUUCAACACGCUCUCGCAAGAUUAGCCACCCCUCCAGAAUUCGAAACUUCUACUAGAUUUAUGACUUGCAUCACUGACCUCUACGAAAACGGCUUGGCUGGCGUCUGCGCUAUGGGUUUGCAGUGUGUGGGCUACAAUCAAGCCCUACACGAUGCGCUUCUGAGCAAGGGUGCUACACUUCAUGAAGGGAACUUGAUCGUCAAUGACGCCGACGACGACUCUGGUACAGAAGCAGAUGAAGAUGGGCGCCCUCAAUCAGGGCAGAAGAGGGCUAGAAAUCGCAAGAAGCAUCACCGCCGGUAA